GGUCAACAACCCCCAAGGUCUUCGUCGAUUCCAUCUUUGCUGUUGUUCGAGGUAAGAUGAAAUGAAAGCCGUAAGUAAGCGGGCCCACCCCCGCGAAAAGCCGCGGGUUCUAAAAGGCAAACCCUGGGGUCGGUUAGUCUACUAAGUACCUAGGUACCUCUUAUGUACAUUGGCCCAAGCUUUUUUUUUACAGCUCCAGCCUCAGUGGGUUAGUAAUUUCCAGGGGUUCAGCCCCGACUCCAACGUCAUCAUGAGAGAUCUGAUAGGGAUCUGAUAGGGAUCUGAUAGGAUCGAUAAGCGUCGGUUGCUGAUACGAUCAUAAUUUUGAACCCCUCCAUCGUCAAACCACUUUCACGCGACCAAGAUCUCCAUAUCCCACAUUUACCGACGCGAUGGAUCAGAUAUCUCUUAACCACGAGGCAUCCGCUGGCGACACCCAUAAACAAUUGGUUACGUCGCUUCCCCCGGAAGUUGUCCAAUGCCUCGAAAAUGCCCGCUUUCUUCACCUGGCGACAUGUACCGACAACCAACCGCACGUGUCGCUAAUGAACUACACGUACAUCCCCUCGUCGCAAUACUCCUCCGCGCCGGUCAUCGUCAUGACAACGAACCCGUCGUCCAAGAAGACCAAUAACCUAGUGGUCAACCCCAACGUCUCCCUAUUAGUUCACGACUGGGUAUCGCAUAGACCGCCGACCCAAGGCCGGCGAAUGUCCGGCGGCUCGCCGGGCCCGGAGAGCCGAUCGAGCCUGGCGUCGCUGCUGCUGAACCUGAACACGAGCGCGAUAUCGAGCAUCAGCGCGACGAUCAACGGGACGGCGGAGCUGGUGGCGCCGGGCUCGGCGGAGGAGGAGUUCUACCGUGGGCAGCACCUCGAGAACAACACGUUCGACUCCGAAGGGGGGAGUGGCGGCGGCGGUGGUGGUUUUGCUGCUGCGUUCAACGGGGGUUUAACGCGGGAGGCGAGGGAAGACGGCGGGAGGGAGUGCUUCGUCGCGGGCGAGGAGGUCCGCGUUAUACUGGUGCAUAUCAAGGAUAUACGGACGAGCGAUUGGAAGGGCAGCGUGAAGGACUGGGUCUUGGUUCCGGAUGAGAACCCGGCGCCGACCGUCAAUGGUGUGGGAGCUGGUCGGUGAGUACUGUUAGGUAGGUAAGUACCUAGGUACCAUCUAUUCCGUAGAGCCGAAUGUUUUUUUUUUAAGCGGGAAUUAU
This is a messenger RNA of Daldinia caldariorum, 1212 nucleotides long. RefSeq lists its product as uncharacterized. Lineage: Eukaryota; Fungi; Ascomycota; Sordariomycetes; Xylariales; Hypoxylaceae. The record is from RefSeq and is a predicted model, not a curated record. The coding region runs from base 393 to 1136 and encodes 247 amino acids. Gene Ontology annotation, cellular component: cytoplasm; nucleus. The transcript is spliced from 3 exons.